GAUUUUUCCUCGACAGAUCCUGCCGCAGUCUGCUUCCUGCACCACUCUCCUCCGCCUGCCCGCCCGCCGCCGUUGCCGCCACUGCCGCAUCGCCUGUAUCUUCCACCUGGAGCCUUCAGGCAUCACGCCGUUGUCUUCCUUCUCCAACCCCUGCCUCGAGGUAAAGUGUAUCGGGCUGAGACGCCGGGCCUUGGCCCCCAGCGUCCGCCCUCGGUCCUCGCCCUGGUGGGUGUGGCCCACUUUGGCCCGCUACCGCCCGCCGCCACCGCACUUCGGUCUCCCCUCCCGCCCCGCCGCCACAUUUCAACCUCCUCUCGCAGCCCUUAGUUCCUCGCCCCCACUGCCUGAAUCCCAGAGACCCCGAUCUAGUCAAGAUGUCGGAGGCGGCAGGAAAUCUCAAUAGCCUCCGCAUGGCAAAUGUAGCCCUGCAAGAAGAAUUAAAUGCCCUUCGCGGGGAGAAUGCCAGUUUGGGCCUUCAGCUUGGAAGAGCCCUGGCCGAGGUUAAUUCCUUGCGGGGCAAUGUCUCGAGCUAUAUCCGCUGGCCAAUGCCCGUAGUGCCUGUACUGGCCGAGGAGAACUUUGAGUUCCCGCUCAAUGAGAUCGACACCAUGCCCGAGGAAGAGGUCCCCUUCUUGUGCUGGCCUCCCCCACGAACGGAUUCUGACUAUGUCUCGAAUGAUCUUUUGAUUAACGUGGUCCAGGACUAUAUGACCCCCGAAGGGUCCACCGACCCUCCCCUGCCACCCAGCCCGCCCCCGCUGGAGCUGCCCUCCCCGGCGUCAAAGGAGCCGCCCCCACAGCCGCUUCUGCCACCACUGGAGCGGCCUGACAUAGAGCCCUUUUCAGGCAACCCAGUCUACCUGGCCGAAUUCCUGAUGCAGCUAGAGACCUUCAUAGCUGACCAUGAAGAUCAUUUUCCCGGGGGCGCUGAGCGGGUGGCCUUUCUGAUCUCCUUUUUCACUGGGGAAGCUAGGGAUUGGGCCAUCUCUGUCACCCAGGAAGGAAGCUCCCUGCAUGCCAACUUCCCUCGCUUCCUGGAUGAAAUCCGUAAGGAAUUCUGUGGCCCCAUCCCCCCACGUGUAGCUAAAAAGGCCAUCCGAAAGCUCAAACAGGGAGACUGUACCCUGGGCAGCUAUGCCGAUGCUUUUCAGUACCUGGCCCAAUUCUUGCCUUGGGAUGACUGCCGCCUCCAAAACCAAUUUCUCAAAGGCCUGUCAGAAUUCUUCAGAAAGGAGCUCUUAUGGUCAACUGAAAUGGCUGACCUAGACGAGCUGAUUCUUGAGUGCGUGGAGAUAGAAAGAAAAGUGCGUGUCCCCAAGCCGAUGCCACUCCCUGGGGUUCGCAAUGUUGUUUUCCCUUUUGCUUCGAACCUUAAUGAGGAUGAAACUGGAGGCGAAGAGCACUACAGUGAAGAUGAGGAUGGAGAGGCAUGUAGGAGUGGGCUUUACCUGAAGGACCAGCCAAAUCACAUGAGGGUUUUCCAGCAAGAGAUGAGGGAGGAGGAGGAAGAGGAGAUGGGGAAGGAGGAGGAAGAAAUGAAGGAGGAGGAGGACGAAGAGGAGGAGGAGGAGGACUAUGAUGAGGAGGAUGAGGAUGAGGAUGAGGAGGAUGAGGAUGAAGAUGAGGAUGAAGAUGAGGAUGAAGAUGAGGAUGAAGAUGAGGAUGAGGAAGAGGAGGAAAAGGAGGAGGAGGAGGAAGAGGAGGAGGAGGAGGAGGAGGAGGAAGAGAUGAAACCAAAAGAAGAUGAGGAAGAGAUGAACAAAAAUGAGGAUGAUGAUGAGAAUAAGGAUGAGGAAGAUAUAAUUGAGUUGGGGAGCCAGAUUCCAUGUCAGGAGCUAGACCCAGAUCAGGCAAGAAUGGUGACCUAUAGUGACCUGGAGGCCCACUUUUUGGCCUACCAUCUUCACCAUCAUCAUCACCACCACCAGCACCUCCUGCAACAGCUGAUGGAGAUGGAGGAGCCUCUCCUUGUUGACACUUCAACCCAAACUAUUAGCUCUGAAAUAUACCAUGCCGAGAAUUUCCUGGAUGAAUCGCCUCCUAUACAGCCUAGCAGACGGAGGAACCAGAAUCGAGUUCCACUUCUGGAGGGCCUUCCAGGUACCAAUUCACCAUUCUACAGCUCGCCACCACUGAUUCGCCGCGCAGGUCGCAUGGGGCAACGCCAAAUUCGAAGACGCCCACCAGUGCUGUUCCGCCUCACUCCGAGACAGGGGGGCCACCGAGCUGCUCGUGGCCGAAUUCGCGUGUGAGUACUGGGGCCACCUGGAACACACCCUUCUACUGCGUCCCCUGCCCCUGCUAUUGCUGCCACACGUGCCCCAUCUACUGACCAGUUCUUAAGGGCGUUCCAGACCUGUACAACCUGAAGAAGACCCACAGAAUUCCAGACCGUCUUGCAGCCUGACCAGAGAGUGACAUGUGGCCAACCAAGGCCCACCUGGGAAAGGAAGGACGACCAUAGUUGUCCUGUUGCACAUACUCUGCUCUGUCCUGCCACAAGCUGAAGAGCAGGUUUCUGGGCUUGUUCCUAUAAAUGAACUGGUCUCCCUUUUGUAUUCCUCUCUAGUUGUUCCCAGCCCUCACUCUCCUGUGUUUCUUCACCCUGUGUUCUACAGUUUUAUCCUCUGACUGGCUCACCAGGACUUCACCCAAUGCCUCACUGAUCUGCCCCAAUGAUUAAAAGGACAGGCUACACUGAACUCCUAAAGCUGAGGCCAUUUACUAGGUAAAACUGACUUCAAGCAGGAUGGCACCGAGAAAUGUACCUAGAAGCCUAUGCUUAUUUCAUGCCAUACCUCCAGCAAAAAGGCCUGGAAGAGGACCCUACACUUAGCCCAGUGGACAACCUGACUGAGGUUUGUCCUUGACUGACUGGCAACCUGGUCCAUUUUCAGCACCUGAAUUUACUUUCCUCCAGACUUCUGUAUCAGGGCCCUUGGACCAGCUUGGCCAAAUCUGGGGCUUUCUCCUCUUACCACACUGCCCUUCUGAUUUUCCCUGCGGGCAGAAUUCAACUUGUCAGCCUCCACCCCUUUCCUUGAUGUUGCCUAAAGGGUAGGCAGCUGGGGGUCGGGAAUAAGGAGCGGAAGAAGUCACACAACUCAGUUUGACAUCCUAAGGAGUAACUUUUUUCUUAGGGACGGAGGUCUGCCCCUGUUGCAGGCUUAGACUAUAGCCCCCAGCCAAAGGUCUCCACAGGUGACUUUCUGUCCUCAAGAUUUCAGAGGAGGCCCAUUAUUCUUUCCUUCCAGGACAGCCAGAAAGAGAGAGAGAGAGAGAGAGAAAGAUUGGCUCUGCAGAGACUGUACCCACUGCAGCCUCAUGGCUGGGACAUCCUUAUGGCUCUCAUGAGUGGUCAACACCUGGCUGCCAAUGUCCCUAAAAUAAAUGCUGAGGCUGAAGGGUAUGGCUGCCUCCAAGGCACUCCCACGGCUUCUGCGUACAAACCCAGGUGCCUCCUAAAGAGACCUGCUGCUCACCCUGGGUCCAGAAAACACUGCUUUUGCAGUGAAAAAUACACAUUUACUAUGUCAGCUCUGGCCACAAAAUGCCAACCAAAUCGGCAGCUGGCCCAAACUGCCCCUGGACACUGAACUUUCUGUGCAGUGCCUGGCACCUGGGUAAGGGCAGCCAAAGUGUCUGUGGCCAGAGGGAAGAAAACAUAGUAAAAGAAAUCUCUGUUCCUUACUGGAGUCUGACAGGUAACCAGGCUUAGGAUAUUGGGCCUGGAGGCCAGAGGAAGGAACUGGAGGAAGAGGAGUCACAGAGAGACCCAGUCCUCAGACUGGUUUUGGGUGAGAUCUCUAUUCGUCAGUAGGAGCUUAUUUCCUCAGGAGGGAGUUCCAGAAGAGGAAUUGCUAUUCUUCGAGGCUUCGAACCUGUUUGCUGAUGUUGACCUGCUGGCCCUGCUGCCCGUGUGCUGAUGGAGAAGUGCAAUGGACAGGUGCCUUGCACCCCCACUUCUGGGGAGCCAUCAGCACAGGCCCUGCCUGUUCCCACGGUGCAUCUCACCUGAACCCUGUAGUCUCAGCCAGGGAGAAAGCAGAUGAGCAGUGAGCUGGUUUUCAGGCCUCUGGGGGCAGAGGGGGGUUGGGCUUCCCUUUGACCCUCUCCCCACUUUCCCAGAUCUUCAAUAUUUGUUGUGAUGUGACAGCCAUGAGAGCUGUGGGCUUUGGGAGC
Molecule: messenger RNA, 4182 nt
Organism: Heterocephalus glaber (naked mole-rat)
Lineage: Eukaryota; Metazoa; Chordata; Mammalia; Rodentia; Bathyergidae
Gene: Rtl5
Product: retrotransposon Gag like 5
Source: RefSeq, a predicted model, not a curated record